Messenger RNA from Astyanax mexicanus (Mexican tetra), 1662 nucleotides. Its product is annotated as collagen and calcium-binding EGF domain-containing protein 1. The coding region runs from base 227 to 1393 and encodes 388 amino acids. Gene Ontology annotation, molecular function: calcium ion binding. The record is from RefSeq and is a predicted model, not a curated record. The transcript has 11 exons. Lineage: Eukaryota; Metazoa; Chordata; Actinopteri; Characiformes; Acestrorhamphidae.
CAGCUGGAGUUUCAGCAGCAGAGUUUCAGCAGCGCGAGCAGGAUCAGCGCGCGCGACCCUGAGAGCAGCUCCACCUGUAAUUCAUCUAAUGAGGCUGAAAUUAAUCUAAUGGGGCUGUAAUUAAUGCCCAAUUAACCCGGAUUUAGCCUUAUUUAGCCGGUAUCAGCUCGCGGACGCUGAUUGGAGCCGGGUUUAUCCUCGCGCUGCGGAGAAAGUGAGGAGCGUCAUGUCCCGGGUUCCCCGCGCGGCUCUCGCGACCGUCCUGCUGCUGUUCAGCGUGCUCUCACUUCGCACGUGCUCUCCCGACACCGCCGACAGAGAAGAGUGUCCAGACAAUAACAUCAUAACUGUGGAGUAUCCGUGCGUUAGAGCUGAAGGCCAGGCCAGCACAUGUCUUAGGCGGAAGUGCUGUAAGGGGUUCAGGUUCGUGAUGGGACAGUGUAUACCCGAAAGUGUAGAUGUGUGUGCAGGUUCUCCGUGUGAGCAGCAGUGCACGGAUAACUUUGGGAGGGUGGUGUGUACCUGUUAUAAUGGAUACCGCUUCGACCGGGAAAGACAUCGACAGCAUAUCCACCCAUACUGCCUGGAUGUGGAUGAGUGUGAGGAGUCUAAUGGAACAUUGUGUGAACACACGUGUGAAAACACACCGGGGAGUUUCCGCUGCCGAUGCAGAGUUGGUUACACACUGGCCGCAGAUCAGCGCUCCUGCAUACCUGCACACAACAUCUCUUUCUCUCACUCAGCAGGCUCUGCUGGGAAGUCUGAUAAUCAGAUGAGUGCUGGCUCCUGCUCCCUGACCUGCCAGGACAUCAUCAACAUGAGGACCAGCCUGCAGCAGCUCAAACUCCGCAUCGGACACACACACUCACCUGGACAGAUGCCAUCAACUGGCUUAGCAAAUGGCAGUGAAAAAACACUUCCUGCUAGGGUUGGGAAGAAUUCUGAUAGCCACCCCCCCUCCGGACCUCCAGGAGCACCUGGACCCCCAGGCCUGCCAGGACAUCCAGGGCCUCCAGGGCAGAAGGGGGAGCCAGGAGCCCUGGGCCAGCCGGGCCCUCAGGGGCCCAGAGGGGAUAUGGGACCAAUGGGCCCCCAGCCUGACCUGGAGCACAUCAAACGAGGACGCAGAGGACCAGUGGGACCUCCAGGAGCACCUGGAACUGACGGACUUAAGGGAGACAGAGGUGCUCCUGGACCCCGGGGCCCACCAGGACCACCAGGCUCCUUCGACUUCCUCUUACUCAUGAUGGCCGACAUCCGCCACGACAUCAUCGAGCUGCAGGAGCAAGUGUUUGGGAAGAGGCGGGACUUAAAUUUGGACAUGACUCCAAAUUCUGUGGGGGAGGCGGAGCUUGAAGACCGGGGUUCAGGAGAGUCACUGCUUAAUACGUGACGAUCUGCUGACUAAAUCUGAAAGUAAUAAUGAAAUUAUCAAAAGGACCCAAAAUCUAUGGAGGGCCAGGAACUGAAUCAAGCCCUGCUAUAAGACAACUUUGGAUCCAAAAUCAAGGGGUUGCCUGCAGUUUCCUCUUUGUCACUGUAGUGAGAGCUGGAACAACACAACACUAGUGCCUGGAUGGACUGUAGAGGGCGCUGGAGAGGCCAGAUAAAUUGAGAAAGCACAAAAGAAAGACUGUUAAUAUUAAACUACUACCAACUUUA